This is a messenger RNA of Thamnophis sirtalis, 649 nucleotides long. Lineage: Eukaryota; Metazoa; Chordata; Lepidosauria; Squamata; Natricidae. The record is from RefSeq and is a predicted model, not a curated record.
AUCACAGAAUAUGCCCUCCUUGGCGUUGGACUGUUCUAUGGCUUUCCUGUACUGGGAAUGUUCUCUUGAUGGCGGCUGUGAUAGUGAUGGGGGUUUAUGGCCUGAGGUGCAUUUCCUCAGUAGGCUCUCAAAACUCCCAGGAAAUGACCGGAAUUUCAAAUGCACAUCAAUGCAAACAAGAUGAAAACAAAACAAAUAAAGAAUUAGAAAAACUCCGGACUUUUCUAAGGCAACAUUUGUGUGAGGCUACAAAUGCAUCUACAGAGAAUGGAUCCUGCAGUGUGUGCCCUGUAACAUGGCUUCCGUAUGAGGACAAAUGCUACUGGUUUUCUACUUCAGCUCAGACCUGGGACCAAAGCAAUGAGGAGUGUUUGGCAAAAAGAUCUCAGCUAUUAGUGAUUUCUAGUAUAGGAGAGCAGGAAUUCAUCAAAAACAAUACAAAAACAGAGAGCCCUACAUGGAUUGGGCUCAAAUUAAAAUUGCCAGAGAAGAAGUGGAUGUGGGUCAACGGCUCACCAUUAAACCAUACACCAUCCCGACACUCAAUAGCUGUCUGUGGUACUAUAGGAAAGAAGGGAAUUGCAUCUGAUAUCUGCAGUGUGGACCUUAACUGGAUUUGUCAGAAACCAUCUAUAUUCAUCUAAAGAUU